UGCUUAAUCACACAAGCUUUGAGAUUCGGAGUUCACAAUCAAAGAGUGAAUUGAUUCAUCCGAACCCUUGGGGAAUUUUCUUCACGCAAUUCCCUUCUCAUCUCUUCGUCGCCGGAGAAGCAACCCAGCAAUGGUGUAUCAUUCUAGUUUUGUUGAUGAAGAGGGAAUCACCAAAGCUUGUGGCUGCCCUCUACUUCCCCUGAAGAGUCAUAUCAAGGGUCCUGCACCAGUCUCUGAACAAGAUAAAGUUGACAUUGUUGAUGAAGCAAUAUCAUUCUUUCGAGCAAACGUCUUCUUCAGAAACUUUAACAUUCAAAGUUCCGCUGACAAGCUUCUCAUUUAUUUAACAUUUUACAUUAACGUGGCAUUGAAACGGCUCGAGGGCUGCAGAACUUUAGCUGUAGGAACCAAGGCGAUUAUUAACUUAGGUCUUGAGAAUGUUCCCGUGCCGGGAGAAGCUGGCUUUCCUUUUGGUGGCCUCUUUUCCCUCCCUCAAUCUCAGGAAGAAGCAGAGAUAUUCAGGAAUUACCUGAAGCAGAUAAGGGAAGAAACAAGUGGGAGAUUGCUCAGCUGUGCUUACAGGCCCAAUGGCACCCCAAACAAAUGGUGGUUGGCAUUUGCAAAGAGGAAGUUCAUGAACACCAUUGUUCCUCAGUAGUUCACUUUGCUGCUCAUUGAACAAAGUACAGCUUGACUUCAUUGAUCAUCAGGUAUGUAUUACUAGAAUGCUUUCUACUUGUACUGUUCUUCUUGCUUGGUCUCUUAUCAUUUCCUACAUAUAUAUGUUUAAAGAGCAUGUCGAUGUAUCAAGUCAUUGGUUUAAAUUCUCAUAUAUAUUUUUAAGCAUAGCCUUUUUACUUUCUGUGUUCAUAAAAUUACCCCCGAAUUUUUACAGUUCA
Dioscorea cayenensis subsp. rotundata (Guinea yam) is the source of this 899-nucleotide messenger RNA. RefSeq names its product actin-related protein 2/3 complex subunit 3. The coding region runs from base 131 to 658 and encodes 175 amino acids. The record is from RefSeq and is a predicted model, not a curated record. Gene Ontology annotation, cellular component: cytoskeleton; Arp2/3 protein complex. Gene Ontology annotation, biological process: Arp2/3 complex-mediated actin nucleation; regulation of actin filament polymerization. Gene Ontology annotation, molecular function: actin filament binding. NCBI's taxonomy places the organism in Eukaryota, Viridiplantae, Streptophyta, Magnoliopsida, Dioscoreales, Dioscoreaceae. The transcript is spliced from 4 exons.